Messenger RNA from Rhodotorula graminis WP1, 2178 nucleotides. RefSeq lists its product as uncharacterized. The record is from RefSeq and is a predicted model, not a curated record. Lineage: Eukaryota; Fungi; Basidiomycota; Microbotryomycetes; Sporidiobolales; Sporidiobolaceae. The transcript is spliced from 2 exons. The coding region runs from base 34 to 2178 and encodes 714 amino acids.
GCCGAGCCCGACACGAAGCGCGAGCGAGCCGGAAUGAGCUCCUUCCUCCGGAGGCUGCGCUCAACGACCCGCCUGCACUCGCCUCGCUCGGAACCUCCGCCGCCGUCCACUCGCGUCGACUCGCACCCGUCCACCUCGUCCGACAUCGCCGCAUCUCGCGCCAGCUCGCCGACCAAGCUCCGGGCAGGUCCGGCGAGGCGCGGGUACGAGGCGCUCGAGGGCGACCAGCUCGGCGCGAGCGACGGCGGCUUCCUCGACUUGGGCACCUCGUCCGCGAUCGACUCGUGGACGCUCGACGAGGGCGAUGAGACGGGCGAGCUCGGCGAGUGGGUCUGGGUCGACGUCGACCUCGCGGGCGCGGCGGCGACGGAGCGAGGCGAGAGGGCGCUCGGCCGUGGCAGGGCGGCGUCUUUGCCGCACUUGGACCUCGCCCCGGCGCCCCCUCUCGUCCCCUUCUCGCCGUCGUUCGCCCUGUCGCCCGGGCGCGAUCCGCCGACGACACCGACCAAGCGCAAGGCGUCCAUCUCGUCGCCCGACCUGAGCCCGACCACGUCCUUCUCGUCGGCCCUCCUCUCCCCUUCCUCACCUGCCAGCCGCACCUCGACGUCGUCCCUCGCUCCGCCUCCGACGCCGAGCUCACCUACGUCGUCCACCGUCUCGCUCAGCUUCACGAUCGCGACCCGGAUCGACCACAACGGCCGCCGCGUCCUCACGUCGCGCCGGCGCCUGUCGCUCAAGCCGAGCCCGUGCGAGACGAGGCGGCACAAGGACCUGUACGGCAUCGGCGACGACGCGAGCGGCGACGAGCAGGACGAGGACGUCGAGUUUGCGCCAGCCGGAGCGGGACUCGAGCUCGUCGACGUCGGCGCGACCAUCCGCGGGCCGCGCACGGGCCUCGGCAUGCUCGACCUCGAGCUCUUCGCGGCGCACGGUCGCUCCGCAUCGUCGCCGCCGACGCUGUCGCACACGUUCGAGGCGCGCCCAACUCGCGCUCGUCCAACCGCGCUCGAGCCGCUCGCCAUCCCGUCGUCGGCGCCGGCGCGCCACUGCGAGUCGCCCCUGCCGUCACCGACGCUCGCGAGGCUUCCCGAGCACCAGCCGAUCAAGACGUUCUGGCCGCCGCCGCCGCUCGACCCGCCCUCGUCGCCCACCAAGGCGUCACCCUUUUCGUCCCUCACUCGCUCGAACACGACCUACUCGUCCAGGACCUCGUCGUCGUCAUCCGCAACCGGCUCGUCGUCGGCCGCCAAGCGCCACAACUCGCUCCUCCAGCCCCGCCGCACGUUCCGCCGCCUGUCGCUCUCUUCCCGCCACGGCUCGGGCCACGGCGGCGCCGGCUCGGGCGCCGCUCCGCUCAUGUGCGCGACGACCUUCUCGUCGCUACACGAGCGGCGCGCGUCGGCCCCGGCGCUCGAGCCGCUCGCCGGCGUCGACCUCGAGCGCCACACGAGCAUGUCGUCGUUCGGGAGCGCGAGCGGCAGCGGCGCGUUCAGCAUCCCGCCGACGCCGGGCGCGACGUCGUCGUCGAGCCACUACAGCCUCGGCACAGGCGCGUCGUGCUCGACGAGCGAGCCGCUGCUCGCGCUCGCGAGGCAGCAGAGCCUGUCGAGCGGCGGCGGCGGCCCGAGCGCGCAUGCGCGCCGCGCGAGCCAGGUCUCGUUCGAGCUCCCGCCGUCGACGCCGAGCGAGGCGCGUCGGUCGGCCGCUGCGGCCAUGACGGUCGCGAGCGAGAACGGGCACGCCGGCGCGAGCUUCGGUCCGCCGCCGGGCUCGCACCCGCCGCUGUCGCCGUCGUCGAGCUUUGCGCGCUCGAGGCGGCACGCGAGGUCGACGUCCGAGGGCGGUACGGCGCUGCAGAUGAGUGUCCUUGAGAGGGCGUGGGUGCCGCUCGAGGACCAGGCCGAGAGAGAGCUCGCGAGGGGAACACUCAUCGUCGUCAAUCCCGACACGACCUCGGCGUCUCCGUCUCGCCCGUCAUCCUCGCCCAUCGACACCACCUCGACCGCGCCCAGCUCCUGUCCAUCCGCCUCGCCCUCCUUCAGCCGCACGACCUGCCCCUCUCGCCCGCCCAAGUCGCUCGCAAGGUGGAGCGCCCCGCCGUCGCAGUCGCCCUUCCUCACGUCGCCGCAGCCGCCGACGCCUCCCGCUGCCUCUCGCGGUAUCGGCGUCGCGUGCUAG